AUGGACGACCAAUUCGGAGGCCGCACCGACGAUGACCUGUUCUUCGACGACUUUGAACCUGUAAGCAAUCCCCAGGUCGUCGAAACCGUCGCAGCCCCUCCUCCCCCUCCCGCCGCCGUCGUGACACCGCCUGUCGAGCCCCCCAAACCCAAACCUGCCGCGCCAAAGCCCGUCCAAAGACCUCCUCCUUCCCAACAACCUGCCACAAAGCGACCCUCCACUGCGCCGAGGGGCGGGCUCGCCAACUCGCGCUUCGCCGACAAGCCUGCCGCCGCCCCGCGCUCUCCCCGCCAAGCCGCUCCCGCGUCGACGCCAUCGGUCACGACCACGCCGACUCCCCAGCCUCCCGCCGACCCCGCGGCGGCGCAGACCGCGACAGCGCCAGCCGCGUCGGCGGCGCCCACAGCCGCGGCUGCUUCCUCCCCCGCGACGACCAAGAGUUCAUCCCCCGCGUCCCACCCGCCCCGCGAAAAGCCGCAACCCCCGCCCACCGCGCCUACGGGUCCGGCCGCCGGCAGCACCACCCCCACCACCCCAGGCGCGACCCCCGGCGCAAACACGGCCCUAAACGCUGCGGCGCGCCUGGGGUCCGGCGCGAACCCGCGGACCAAGCUCACCGAGACGGAGCUGGCGGCCAAGAUGGAGCAGAUGCGCAUCCUCAACGCCGAGAAGACGCGCAAGUUCGAGCAGGCCGAGCAGGACGAGCGCAGCCACGCCGAGGCAUACGCCCGCGGCAUGGAGGAAGCGCGGCAGCGCAGGAAGCUCGACGAGGAGAGGCGGCGCCGCGGCGAGGAGGAGCGCAGGCGCAUGGACGACGAGCGCGCCAAGAACAGGGAGAGGAAGCUCAAGGCCAUGAGCAUAAAGGAGGGCGGCUGGGACGAGGGCAAGGACGCGCUCGCGCAGGAGGACGAGAAGAGGGGGUUCCGCGGCGCCAACGGCGGGGUCCGCGGAAUCAAGUCCGGCGCGGGGCUCUCGGGGAGCAGGUUCGCCCGCGAUGGCGACGACGCUGGCGAUCGGCAUGCCAGCGCCGGCCCCGGCGAAGAGCGGAGGGGGGCGGUGGCCGCGGCCGCGCGCGAUCCUGCCGCGUCCAACGGCGGCGACGGCGUCAAACCCGCCACGCCUGCACCCGUCAUCAGCACCGAGGAGUUCCCCGCUCUGCCCGGCAAGAAGUCCACGACCGACGACGCGUCGCUGCCCAUGCUGUCGCCCCUCGGCCGAUGGGACGACGAGAUGGAGGCCUUCGACGCCAAACUCAAGAGCGGCGCGAACGCUACGGAAUGA
This is a messenger RNA of Colletotrichum navitas, 1281 nucleotides long. RefSeq lists its product as uncharacterized. The transcript is spliced from 2 exons. NCBI's taxonomy places the organism in Eukaryota, Fungi, Ascomycota, Sordariomycetes, Glomerellales, Glomerellaceae. Bases 1 to 1281 code for a protein of 426 amino acids. The record is from RefSeq and is a predicted model, not a curated record.